CAUUUUUGUCCCAGUCUCUCUCUCUCCCUUCGCCGGACUCCGUCGCUUCCUAUAUUCCAGACUUUUGUAGAGUAAGAGAGAGACAAAGAUGGUGAUUCCACCUGCAGUGAGACCACCACGUCUCUUCGACUACCUCAAACCUUACGUCCUGAAGCUGCACUUCACCAACAAGUUUGUUCACGCACAAGUCAUCCACUCACCAACAGCCACAGUGGCUUGCGCUGCGAGCUCACAGGAGAAGGCAUUGAGGGAAACAAUGGAGGUCACACGCGACGUGGAUGCUGCUUCAAAGAUUGGUAAAAUCCUUGGGGAAAGACUCUUGAUGAAAGAGAUUCCAGCUGUUGCUAUUCACAUGAAGAAAGAGCAGAGGUAUCAUGGUAAAGUCAAGGCUGUGAUUGAUUCUGUCAGGGAAUCUGGUGUCAAGUUACUUUGAGGAUGGAUUGUUCAACAAUAAUUCAUGAACACAAAUCAAUUUCCCUCCAUGUUGUUAUUUCUGAACAUUGCUUUUGCUCAUGUUAUAAACUUCUAAGCUUUAGACUAUUGAAAUAAUGAGACUAUAUACAGAGUAAUAAAGAAAGUGUUU
This is a messenger RNA of Eruca vesicaria subsp. sativa (arugula), 583 nucleotides long. Lineage: Eukaryota; Viridiplantae; Streptophyta; Magnoliopsida; Brassicales; Brassicaceae. The record is from the annotation of a GenBank genome assembly.